UUUCAAUCGGGUAACGAAACCAGCAAUAACCUGCCGACAUGAGUGGGCUCACCGUCAGUCAUAUUCCGAUCUUCCAAGAACACCUCGAUAGAAUAGCACUGCGCGAGGGAUUCUCCCCGGGACGCUAUUCCGUUGCCAUCGAUAGUGAUUCGGCAUUGAACGACGGAUUUAUGAGUGGCAUCGUGCGCGUGCGGAUCACACAGAAGGAGGAUCAUCGGGAGCUGGUUCUACUGUGCAAAGUACCACUGGCCAACGAAACGCGCAGAGCUCAAGGAAUUGGACUGUUUGAACGGGAAUGUCGUGCCUACAGCGAGUUGCUUCCCACGUUGUUUGAAUUCCAGAACGAGAAAGGUUUGAGUUCGAAAAAUGGAGGAUUCUUCAACGUUCCUAAAUGCUACGAUGCGUUCUGCAAGAAAGAGACAUUGGAGGCAAUGCUGAUCAUGGAAGAUCUGAGGGAGCGCAAUUUUCGAAUGUGGAAUAAGUACGAGCCGGUCGAUUUCGAUCACAGCAGAAUGGUAUUUACCCACUUGGGUAAGUUGCAUGCGAUUUCGUUUGCUCUGAGGGAACAACGAGCGGUGGAGUUCCGGAAAAUGGGAGACUAUUACAAAGAUCCCAUGCUGGAGGCGAUUGAGGGAGGUGAUGCGUUUUUGAAUAUGCUCAAGUCGAUGUGCGAUCGAGCGGUGGGCACGUUGGAACCCCAUGAGGAAUUUCGUCGGGAGAAAGUGCUGCAGUUCAGGGAGACCAUGAAGGAAGAGCUGACGAAAUGUGUCCGUUCGGAGUUUGCCGAACCAUACGCAGUGCUGGGACAUGGAGACUGUUGGAUCAACAAUUUCAUGUUCACCUAUGAGGAUGAUGAAAAAUCGCCGAAGGACGUAGCUUUCGUUGAUUGGCAAAUCUGUCGCUACGGCUCACCGGCAAUCGAUUUGGUCUACUUCAUAUUUCUCUGCACCGACGCCGAGUUCCGAGCGCUAAAUUACACCGCACUGCUUGAACUGUAUUACGACUCCUUCAGCGAUCAUCUCGGAAGGCUGGGAGGCGAUGCCGGGAGGCAAUUUCCGAAGCAGAUGCUGAACAAACAAUUGAAGCAGUUUGGCAAGUUUGCUCUUGUGAUGGCAAUGCUCAUACUGCCGGUCAUCUGCACACCCAGUGAUGAUUUGCCCGAUAUGGACAAAGUUGCCGAGGCAGUUGAAAAGCAAGAGCAAGAUUCAUUCCACAUCGGAACGGGCGAAAUUGCCGAGGAACGAUACCGACAGCGAAUGGGUGGCGUGAUUCGAGAUCUGGUGCAGUACGGGAAAAAUAUUGUGCACAAUCACCUGGAAAAUCCGGAGUGGUCCGGUUCCAAGCUGGCUAAAGUGCUGAAGAUGCCGAAAACAACAGUUUGUCGAGUGCUCAAAACCUACAAGGAAAUCCUGAGUGUGGAAUGGAAUCAGCGGACCUACGAAAAAAACGAACCAGGGAUCCCGUCCUGUAAAGAUCUUCGCGCAACGGACUGUGAUUUGAAACUGGAAAAAAUGUCCGAACAACCGGCGUACGUCAUGGCAGGCCUCGACCAGGUCGCCACCGAUCAAGGAUUUACGCCGAACCGGUACCGAAUUGAGUUCGAAUCCGGAUCGAACAAGGGAGAUGGCUUCAUGGGAACCCUGUUCAAGGCGUUCGUUCGCGAGGAUGGCCGCGAUGAGUUGGUGGUGUUGGUGAAGGUCCUACCGGAACACGAAGCCCGCAAACAGCAAUCCCUGGCCAUGUUCCACCGGGAGGCCAUGGCAUACAAUAUGGUGCUGCCGAUGUUCAGGAAGUUCCAAGCGGAGAAAGGUGUAAGCGAAAAGGAUGGCGAAGGAUUCUGGCGCGUCCCAAAGUGCUAUUACGCAAGCUGCAAUAUGGAGAAGAUGGAAGCGGUGGUGAUCAUGGAGGAUCUACGAGAGAAGAAGUUCCGAAUGUGGAAUAAGUUCGAACCGGUAGAUUUCGAUCAUACUAGGUUGCUGAUGGAGCAACUGGGGAUGCUUCAUGCCAUUUCGUUCGCCAUGAAGGAUCAACAACCGGAACAGUUUGCACACUUCAAGCAGCUGGUAGAUCCGAUGAAGAUCAUGAUCAAUAUGGAUCCCAGGAAGAACAUUGAUAACUUGUUUGAAGAAAUGUUCGAUCGCGCCAUGGGAACUAUAUCCAACGAGGAAGCGAAAGUGAAAGAGACGAUGGAUAAACUGAAAGGAUUGGUGACAGAAGCUUACGUUGACUGUGUUGAUGGUGCGGGAGCGGAACCGUACACGAUCGUUGGUCAUGGUGAUUGUUGGGUGAACAAUAUGAUGUACACGUACGAUGGAAAUGAACCAACUCCAACCGACAUCCGGUUGAUCGACUGGCAGCUGUGUCGGUACGUGUCGCCCAUUCUCGACCUGUCCUACUUCAUUUUCAUUUGCACGGAUGAGAAACUUCGCGCGGAGCACUACGGAGAAUUGCUGGACGUAUACUACAAAUCACUGGGCGACUAUCUGAAGCGAUUGGGAGGUGACGUGGAACGUCAAUUUCCCAGGGACGCUUUCGAGGAGCAGUGGAAAAAGUACGGCCGUUUUGGGCUGUUGAUGGGACUGAUUGUGCUGCCAAUGAUUUGCACAGCCGGCGAUGAACUACCGAGCAUGGAAGACUACGUCGAAAGGAUCGAAAAAGACGAGAAGAACGUCAAGUACGAGUUCGGCACUUCGGAGAAAUCGUUCGAGCUGUAUCGUAAAAGAAUGACCGGUAUGAUAAGGGAUAUUGUUAGAUUUGAAUAUCUGUAGAUAGAGGAAA
Messenger RNA from Ochlerotatus camptorhynchus, 2778 nucleotides. RefSeq lists its product as uncharacterized. NCBI's taxonomy places the organism in Eukaryota, Metazoa, Arthropoda, Insecta, Diptera, Culicidae. The record is from RefSeq and is a predicted model, not a curated record. Bases 39 to 2768 code for a protein of 909 amino acids. The transcript is spliced from 5 exons.